Molecule: messenger RNA, 7885 nt
Organism: Balaenoptera acutorostrata (minke whale)
Lineage: Eukaryota; Metazoa; Chordata; Mammalia; Artiodactyla; Balaenopteridae
Gene: SFXN5
Product: sideroflexin 5
Exons: 14
Coding region: 36-1091 (351 amino acids)
Biological process (GO): citrate transport; monoatomic ion transport; mitochondrial transmembrane transport
Cellular component (GO): mitochondrial inner membrane
Molecular function (GO): citrate transmembrane transporter activity; monoatomic ion transmembrane transporter activity
Source: RefSeq, a predicted model, not a curated record
UUUAAAAGGGCUGGAGAUUGCGGGCGUCAGUGGCCAUGGCGGAUACAGCGACUACAGCAUCGGCGGCGGCGGCGGCGGCGGCGGCUAGUGCCGCUAACGCCUCGACCGAUGCACCGCCUUUCCAACUGGGCAAACCCCGCUUCCAGCAGACAUCCUUCUACGGUCGCUUCAGGCACUUCUUGGACAUCAUCGACCCUCGCACACUCUUUGUCACUGAGAGACGUCUCAGAGAGGCUGUGCAGCUGCUGGAAGACUACAAGCAUGGGACCCUGCGUCCGGGGAUUACUAACGAGCAGCUCUGGAGUGCACAGAAAAUCAAGCAGGCUAUUCUACACCCGGACACCAAUGAGAAGAUCUUCAUGCCCUUUAGAAUGUCAGGUUACAUUCCUUUUGGGACGCCAAUUGUGGUUGGUCUUCUCUUGCCCAAUCAGACAUUGGCGUCCACUGUCUUCUGGCAGUGGCUGAACCAGAGCCACAACGCUUGUGUCAACUAUGCAAACCGGAACGCUACGAAGCCUUCACCUGCAUCCAAGUUCAUCCAGGGCUACCUGGGAGCUGUCAUCAGUGCCGUCUCCAUCGCUGUGGGCCUUAAUGUCCUGGUUCAGAAAGCCAACAAGUUCACCCCGGCCACCCGCCUUCUCGUCCAGAGAUUUGUGCCGUUCCCCGCCGUAGCUAGCGCCAAUAUCUGCAACGUGGUCCUGAUGCGGUACGGGGAGCUGGAGGAGGGGAUUGACGUCCUGGAUGGCGAUGGCAACCUCGUGGGUUCCUCCAAGAUCGCAGCCAGACAUGCCCUGCUGGAGACGGCGCUGACGCGAGUGGUCCUCCCCAUGCCCAUCCUGGUGCUACCCCCGAUCGUCAUGUCCAUGCUGGAGAAGACAGCUCUCCUGCAGGCGCGCCCCCGGCUGCUUCUCCCCGUGCAAAGCCUCGUGUGCCUGGCAGCCUUUGGCCUGGCCCUGCCGCUGGCCAUCAGCCUCUUCCCCCAGAUGUCAGAGGCGGCAGGAGAGGAGCAAAAGGUUAAUGAGACACUGUGCAGCGGGAUUACCGACGGCGAGCGGCGGGCGGGCGAGCCAGCCAUGGUGACAGGGAACUAAUUAGGAGCAGUUUAACAGGAGGAAAAAGUGAAAUCUCCUCUUCACCAACUGUCAAUAAUUAGCUGAUUUGGUGAGGCUGAAAUGUGCCCACAGGAAAAGUUGGGGCUUUUCUUUGGAUGAGUGAGGCUGUGGGUACGGGGGCCCCUGGGGGCUCCGCCCUGUCCCUAGGUGGGGCUCAGGCCGGGGGCCGCCACGCAUGCCCCAGGUCUGCCCUCCUCCCGUCUGGCUGGCAUCCCCCAACCUCAACUCUCUGUAUGACCUUGGUCUUCACCCUAAAGACCUGUUUCCCCUGCCAUAAGAUAAGGUGUUGUACGUAAGCUUUCUCCUGGUUCCGCCCAUGAGGAUUCUGGAAGUGAAACCAUGAGACCGGCCCCUGGUACUAAAGCAGGGAGAGCCGAUGGUGGGCUGUGUGACCUUAAGUCAGCUGCUGACCCUCUCCGGCAGUGUGGCUGUGCCACCUCUCGGGCCAGGUGUGGCUUAUGAAUGGUGCUGAAUGGCGAGUGGGCAGAGCCUUCCUUGGAACAUGCCUUCUAGCCCCUGGACCCUCAUUCAACUCCUCUGUCCUCCCAGCAGCAAUAGGGGCUGAGGUGGGGGCACAGGCAAGAUGGGGCCGGGCUGCUGCCAUAGGGCUGGGGGCUCCUCGAGUGUGUGUGUCUCUCCCCCCGGCACCAGUUUUGCGGGGUCCACGUGAGGCCACGGAGUCAGGUUCACUGGCAGCGAGGGUUGUUGCCCUGCAGUUGUCUAUUGUCGGCUGUUGGUUUCUUGGCCCCUGCCCUUUGGCCUUCCCUGACACCUCAGCAGAGGACCCCCUCCCCACCCUCCCUCUGCCCCUCCAGCUUCUGCCUGACACCUUGACUGGAAGAAAAGGCAGCAUCUGAGCCCCCCAGGGCUUGCUGCUCAGAACCUCCCCUGUCAGCCCUGCUAACCCCCCAAGCCCCUCCCUCUCAGCCCAGCCCCUCCUCACCUCAGCCCUGGAGGGUGCAGAGAACCAGAAACCUAAGCCCUCCUUAUGUCCUCACACUAGUCACCCUGGCCCCAGCGGUUGGCUCUUAGAGGUCACACGCAUGCUGUAGGUGAGGUACCUGAAGGUCCAGCGCAGCCAUGCCCCUGCUCACCCCCCUACUUCUUCCAGCUCCCCCUUCCAGCUUCCAUAGUUACGAAACAAAGAGGCACAUCGUCCCUGUAUGUGGAAAGAAUGCGGGUACUCCCAGUGGGUACCAGAACCUCCACCAUCUCUCUCCCCAUCACCAGCCCUGAAGAAAAUGGUAGUUUUGAUGAACCAGCUUGGCCGGGAGCUGUGACCUAGCAGAAGCAAAUGUCUCCCCCAGCUUGCCUCCAUUUCUCUGAGAAAGCAUUUGAACUCCCAACCAAAAACAGGGAAGAGUUGGGGAUGAGCUCAGGUCCACAUUCAAGCUGUUCUAGAAGAGGUCCCUCCUCCAGGAAGUCCUCCCUGAUGAGCCCCCCUAGGAUCUGUCUCUCCCCACACAUGUAGACUCUGGUCGCAUGUGUUUCCUGCGUCCCAUCUCCCUCCCCAGGACAACAGUUCUUUCUCCAUCCCUUGACUCGUAGGGUGUCCCUAAGGCUGAGAACUGGCACCAUUUAUCAACACCUAAUACAGAGCAUGGCUCACCUGGGCUCACCUUGACUUCAUUGCUUCCUGCUUCUCCCACUCUUCCAGGGCUGAUAUGAGGCCAGAAGCAAUGUCUAGGGGGGUAGUGUGUCCCUCUUGAGUCCACAGAGGUUCACCAUCUCCCAGAGCACGUGGCUCCUCCCCUCCAAUCUCAAAUCCUUCUCCUACUUUGCUUGGAGAUGCUUGUUUGGGGCUUUUCUCCUUUACUGCUUUAAUCAGUCCCUAUUGAACUCUGAAGCGGGCUAUUUUUGCCAUCAGAAAUCUGCCGCCUCCCUGCCCGCUGCUUUCUUGGAGUUUGCCCACAGGACCCCCCAGGAGGGACGGAUGGGAAUGGCAAAGCCGCUUGGAGCCCAGGAACGCCAACGCCACCUGUCACGUUGCCUGUUCCACACACCCCCACCCCAAACCUGCGCGUGCAUGCAGGCCCACACACGAGCACGUGCACGAACAUGCGCACACAUGCCCCGGUGACAGGCCUCAGCAGGGCCACCUCUCAGCCCGUCCCUCCCCAGUUCUUUCUAGGACCUUCUAAAACACCUAGCUGAAUAGAGGACAGGGAGGGAGGAGGCUUGGUUGUGCAAAGCUUCUGCUGAGAGGAUUAAAUGCAUCAGUAUGUGUGAAGUAUUUAGAACAUGCCUGGCCCACAGCAAGCGCUCGGCCCUGUGAGCCGUGAGGAGACACAGGCGAGCAAGACCCGGCCUGCCGGUGGGAUAGCCACGGGGUCCUGCCUUCCUUUAGCAGGUUUUCUAAGCCUCCAAAGGGCCUUCUCAUCCAUUUCUUGGUAUUAUCCACAUCCCAGCCCCAGGAGUAGAAAAAUCUUUCCACCUCACAUGUGGGGAAACUGAGACCUUGGGAAGAGGGAGGACAGAGAAUGAUUCUGAGUUUGGUCCACCAGAGGGCACCCAGGAACAGUGCAAAGCUCCAAAAUGGGGGGAGGGGGUGGUCCGAGCAUUCCGUGGGUGCACAUCGCACAGGGGGGAUGGAAAAGUAUAAGAUAAGGGUCCCUGAACUUGGGGAGUGCAGUUCAGUUUGAUUCAACUUUUACCGAGGGCCGACUAUGCACACGGCACAGGGUGAGUGGCUCACGCUGGGGUGCAGUGGGGGGGCCCCUGUAUUCACAGCUGGCCUGCAGCUGCAGGGGUGUAAUCGGCCGGGGGCACCGGAGGCAGCAGCAAUGGAUUUGGUCUGCGAAGAUCAGGGGAAGCUUCCUGGAGGAUUAGGCCUCAAAGCCUACACGUACAACGCACUGGGCAUGAGAGCAGCCAGUGGGUGAGGAAGCUGGAGGAGGUCGCAGAAGACCCUGAGUGUCCAGCCAAGGAGUCUGACAUUCACUGCGAAGGCAGUGGGAGCCCAGAGCCAGCACCAGAGGCCUGCCCCACGGAUCUAGGCUCAGGCCUCAGCUGCUCCCCAGCUCCAGCCUAACACUCCUGUCCUCCAAGGACACGCAGGAUAGCACUCAGGCCUGGACGUGUGUAUCUGAGCAGGACCUGAGGCCCGCCUAGCCCUGGUGACAGGGGGCGGUAUGUGGCCGCCCAGUAGGCAAGUUGGUUCCGGACCUGGCAGAGGCCUCAGGCACACAGGGUCAGCCAGGUGUCUGCCUGGGCUUUGGACCUGUGUCAAUGUUGCCACCACCUGCGGACCCUCAGAGGCCCAGACCCCUGGCCAGGAGCAGGAGGCUGCUUUGAGCCAUGUCACAGGGUCACGCUGAACACCCCACCCCCCAGCCCAAUGCCUUUGAAAAGGAGGCAGAAAAGCCACCAGAAGAAAGGCAAGUAGGAGGAACUUCUUUGUAGUAGGUAAAAGCCCCUGAAAAUGGGGCACAGGCUGGGGAUCCAGUUUCCUGUUUAUGUCUCGGCACCUUAGCUCCAGGUUCAAAUAUGUAAACUAUCUGCUGGCUGCUGGCUGCAGGUGUGUGUGUGCUCUGAGGCUGCAGAGGCAGAGGUGAUCCCAAAUGCAUUCCUGACUCUGGCCCCCCACCCAAGAUGAGCCAGGAGACAGAGGCAAAUAGCUCAGGGUUAACCCUUCCAGCACCACAAAGGAAGCCCUUCAGGCUGCUCUAGGGGGCUCUGGGGCCAGCUGGGCCUGGGGGUGCUCCAGAGAGGCUCGUGCUUUGUGUUUGCUGCCUCUGACCUUAGAUGCAGCCGGAAAUCUGGGGCUAUCUGCUACAAGGGGCAGCAGGGUCUGAGCUGGGUCUGGAGGCUGGGGUUUGGGGCUCUGAUAGGGUUAGGGUUAGGGUUAGGGUCUGAGAGGGGAGGGCAUCCGGGUGAAGCUGUCUCGGAGGCAGGGUGCAGGUUCUGCCUGGGAGUCAGGGAGUGCUAGCAGGGCCAUACUGCUCAUCUCAUGGCAAAGCGAGCUGUUUCCAACAGGCCCACGUCUUCUUGGCACCCCCAGUUCUGGGGCUGGGGGGUACCAUCAACCAGUGCUGAUUGAUCACUUCAGCCAGGGCUCAGGCUCCCCAUCCCAGACCCCGCCUUCCCUCGAGGUCCCCUGCUGACUGGCCAUCAGGCACCUGGGGAGGAGUUCACCAGAUCAAUGGAGGGACCCACAGGUUCCUGCCGGUCCCCCACUGGCUGCCUGGACUGGGUCACCCCUUCUCCCUGUGGCCACUCCUUGCCCAGCCUUCCUUCUCCUUGUCACCUUCUCCCCAGAGGAGGCCCCUCAGAGCUCAUCUGUGGUCAAGCCCCUGCCCUUGGCCUACUACCCUGGGGCUCUACUCUUUUCUGGGCUGAUGAUAGUGACCCCUCCUUGCAGUAUCCGCUCCUCUCACUGGGCCUUGGGAUCUCCCUCUGUCCACAACCCACCUCUGAGCCACUGUGGCCACCACACCAUUUGUUCUGCUGCUGACACAGCACAUGGAGCUGGCUUCUGCUUCUUCCCUUACCCCAAAUAGCAGGGGGACCCCAAGGGAACACACACCCUGUCCCUACCUCUGGGACCCUGAAGCUUGUUAGUUGCCCUCACUCAGUACUUGAAUCUCAUUCAUUUACCAGCACAGCCCUGGAUGUGAUUUCUGUGGAGGGGACUUAGGCCCCCCACACCUCAGAGAGGUGAUCUUCAAGGGGUAGGCAGCAUGGGGGUCCCUGCCCCAGCUUCCUCCGCUGAGCCCAGCGGUGAGGACCCUCAGUGGUCCCGACAUCCGUGAGCCCUCGAGACGGUGAGCCAUUGGCUCAACCCCCAGCUAUGGUCAGAGAACUAGAGAGGUCUUAACGAAUGACCAGUUGAAUUGGCCCAGGAUGGAAGUGAGAGGCUGAGUGAGGGUUAGGAAGUCUGGACUCUAGGGGGUCACCAAAUCCCACCAAAAUCCCUCUGCCAAGACCAAAGACCAAAGCCUCUCAGCCCUCACCGGGGCCACUUGGAAACUCUGUUCGCCUGGCGUUGCCAUGCUGCCUGUUGUCUGUGGUGCCCUCCGUCACUGCCACCGCCCCUUGGGCUGGUCCCCCUAGGCCGCCAUCAUGGGCUUGUUCCCUAUACCCGCCCCUCAAAUGUGCCUGUUCCCCAGGCCUGGCGACCGCCCCUGCCAUCUGCUCUUCUGGGCAACUCCUCCGCUCCGGGGCUCUGGCUGAGCUCACAUAGCCAGGGCUCACGCUUCUGCCCAGGCCCCUGCCCAGAGCUCCGCCCCCGAGACCUGUCUGCCUCACCGGCUUCUCAACCUGGGGGACCCAGGCCUGCCACCCUCCCACCCUGACCCCCCCCCCCAUAUUCCCCUGCCUCUGAGAACGGCGUCACCAGCCACCCAGGCUCCUGAGCUAGAAUUAGGAAUCAUCCAACGCACAGUCAUCCUCGACACCUCCCUCUCACCCCCACAUGGAAUUGGUCGUCAACUCCUAUGGAUUUCGUCUCAGAAAGGAUCCCCAGCACACCCUCCUGUCAGCCCCCACUGGCAGCAUCACAGGGCAGGACCUGCCACCUCUCUCUGAUUCCCUCAGCUGCCCCCUCACUCACCUCUCCAGUCCAUCCUCCGUGCUCUCCACCACCAGCGAGACAGGGAUCUUGGACCACCCCUGCUCAGAAUCCUUCCGUGACUCCCCAUUGCCCUCGGGUAAAAUGCUGACACCUUCAUGUGGCCUACAGGGACCUGCCUGCCCCAGCCCCACCUCCAUUUCCUGCCACAUUCCCAGCCUGCCCAGCAUUGCCCACACCAGACAUGCCAUGCUGGCCAGCUUAUGCUUUUCUCUUCCCCAGCAAGCUUUUCCUGCCCUCUCUUAUCAAAACCUUCUGUUUCUUCCUGGCCUCCCUCCUCUGAGAAGUCUUCCUUCCUUGUUCUUUCAUCAAUGCACGGUAACCCCCACCCCCUCCCAGUUUCCAUGGCACUUGGUUUGUCUCUCUGGGAUCCAUCUGCUUGCCUUUCUGACUCCUUCCCUAGACUUGAAGCUUCUCAAGGGCACGGGCUGCUCUGGUCCAUCUCUGUGUGCCCAGCCCUGGUGUAUGGAGUUGGCAGCUAUGAACAUCUGCUGACUUGAGGGCCGAUGGAAUUGAAAUGAGAGGAAAAGCCUUAGAUGCCAGCUCUGUCCCUAAACGCCUGCUCCUGAGUUGAGGGCCUCGUCCACUGCCCUCCCCCGCAGCCUUCCCAUUGCCUGUGUCUCCCCCACUGCUUCCCUCCUACCUGCUGCCCUCAGCACGGUGGCGAGCCUGGGUCUGCAACAGCCCCGCUGGGAGGGUGAGGCCUCGGUCUCCACCAGGGCCAGUGCCCUCCAGGGAACGGGCCGAGUAGGCCGUGGCCCUGGCCCGUGGUCCUCCACUGUGGUGGUGAGCAGCCUCUCCGAUUUUAAUGCGGGCCUCAGUGCUUCAGUGAAAGCCGGCAAGGGAAGUUGCUAAUAAUGGCACUAAAAUAAAAUAUGCUACAUCUGUUAUGGGUAGCAGAACAAAAUUAGCUGCUCACACCUCUGACAUCCAAGAUGUCUUAACUUAAAAUACUCCUUGGCUUACUUUACAUCAUUUACUGAUUAUAUUUAAAAGAAAUACAAUUUUGCAAUUACUGUUCUUUCCAGCGUGAUAUCUAUGCAUCAUUUUCCUUUUAUGUUUAUAUAUUUCUCCUUCAUUAGUGCAGUCUGAAGGGUGAUUAGGAUUCUUCAAACAUUUUACAGAGGUUAAACGUUGAUUAAGAUUUAAUUAUUACUGUAAAUAGCUUGGAAUGACAUAUGGUGCAAAAGCCUGACAUAUGUGC